Molecule: messenger RNA, 884 nt
Organism: Wyeomyia smithii (pitcher-plant mosquito)
Lineage: Eukaryota; Metazoa; Arthropoda; Insecta; Diptera; Culicidae
Product: protein D3-like
Exons: 2
Coding region: 50-667 (205 amino acids)
Source: RefSeq, a predicted model, not a curated record
ACAGUUUCACCCCGUCAGUCGCGUUUGAGACGUACAUCUGACGAGUAUCAUGAGAAAAUUGCUUCUACUGUUCGCUAUUUGUGUAGGCGCUUACCGCUGCGUCUUGGCUCAAGAGGUUUCGAAAGCUUUCCUAGAGCACGAAAUCGUUUCGGACGUCAUCUCGGAAGCACCGACCGGUCUGGUGAAGGUAUCUUAUCCUUCCGGUAAGGAGGUGUCCCUGGGCAACGAACUUACCCCGACACAGGUUAAAGACAAACCGACCGUCAGCUGGGAUGCGGAACCGAACGCGUUUUACACGCUGAUCAUGACCGAUCCAGACGCACCUUCGAGGGCCAAUCCUAAGAUGCGCGAGUGGAAACACUGGAUCGUCACUAACAUUGCCGGCAGCGAUCUUACCACCGGGGAAACAUUAGCCGAUUACAUCAGCUCUGCACCACCAGAGGGUUCGGGCCUGCAUCGGUAUGUGUUUCUCCUCUACAAACAACCAGGACAGGUGCAGUUCGAUGAGCCGAAACAAAGCAAUCGUAAUCCCAAGCGUGGUAAAUUUCAAGCUGCCGAGUUUGCCCGGAAAUACAACCUGGGAUCGCCGGUAGCAGGCAACUUUUACCAGGCUCAGUACGAUGACUACGUUCCGCAGGUGUACGCCACUCUGACGGAAACUAAAUAACGCCGAUGCACGACAUCUGCCUGCUCAGCUCCCCAGCCUGGCCCGGAUUCGUGAGGAUACACUAGCACCCACUACACACCACAACACAGCAUAGCACGGCAUGACAAAUAUUCUUCUAAACAGUACCAUUCGCACCUGGUUUAGGCACCCGGACACUCCUGGCAGUUAAAAUUACCGAACACCAAUAAACAGCACAUAAAAAUCAUAACAAGACAUA